Messenger RNA from Glycine soja, 994 nucleotides. Its product is annotated as actin-depolymerizing factor 2-like. Gene Ontology annotation, biological process: actin filament depolymerization. Gene Ontology annotation, molecular function: actin filament binding. Lineage: Eukaryota; Viridiplantae; Streptophyta; Magnoliopsida; Fabales; Fabaceae. The record is from RefSeq and is a predicted model, not a curated record. The transcript is spliced from 3 exons. The coding region runs from base 156 to 575 and encodes 139 amino acids. Gene Ontology annotation, cellular component: actin cytoskeleton; cytoplasm.
GAUAUUAAUAAUUUUGUGACGCUCCACCACAUUUCCCCAUUCCCAAAUUUCUCAUUCUCCCAUUUCCUCUCAGAACCCUCGAUCACUCCCACGCGCUCCUAUAUCCUCUCCUUCACCGUCGCUCUCUCCAACGAUCACAACAACAUCGUCAUCCCAUGGCAAACGCCGCAUCUGGUAUGGCAGUCCAUGAUGACUGCAAGUUAAGGUUUUUGGAGCUGAAGACAAAGAGGACACACCGUUUCAUAGUUUUUAAGAUUGAGGAGCAGCAGAAGCAGGUCAUUGUGGAGAAGCUUGGUGAGCCAGCCCAAGGCUAUGAAGAUUUCACUGCCAGCCUUCCUGCUGAUGAGUGCCGUUAUGCUGUUUAUGAUUUUGAGUAUCUGACUGAAGGGAAUGUCCCUAAAAGCAGAAUUUUUUUCAUUGCAUGGUCCCCUGACACAUCAAGGGUGAGGAGCAAGAUGAUCUAUGCAAGCUCCAAAGACAGAUUCAAGAGGGAGCUGGAUGGAAUUCAAGUAGAGCUGCAAGCAACUGAUCCUACUGAGAUGGGUCUUGAUGUGUUCAAAAGCCGGGCCAACUAAAAUGAUUAUAGAAAAUAGUAGGCUUUCUGGUGGGAGCAGCACUCCUUAAGCCUUAGUUACUCAUGGAAAAUAUCCUAGUUUGUGGGAUGGUCAACUUGGGUAGUUAUGGUCCCAAACUCUCAAUUUUCCAAGUUGUGGCAUAAAUUCUAUUGCACCUUUUAACAAGCUUUGCUUGUUCCAGUGUGUUUUAUUAUGAUUUGUGAUUUAUACGACCUUGCGUUUGAGUGCCAUUUUAGUCGUCUUAUCCCUUACUAGUUGAAUUUGUAACUGUUUGUGUUAUCAGACAAAAAAUGGGGUUUCUUCACUUAUUGACACUCGUCAUCCACUAAUGUUUUGUGACUUGUUCUGGCCGAUAUAUGCUUUCUUUUGUAUGGGCAUACAAAGGCAUCUUGUUCAUGCUAUAUUCCUUUUUUGUUUUA